AUGGUAGUGUCUACAUGUACGAAGAGACGCCAUACAGCCGCCCAUUGGCUAGCUCAGGUGGCAAAACAUAAUUUCAUGGAUAAAGUUUGGUUGGAGGAUUCUCUUGGUUGUAUCCUACACUUUGGCACGAUGAUAGCUGUCGAUGAUCCAGUAACCGAGGGUCCCAGCAUCGAAUCGAAGGAGAUAGGCAGGUCUCAAGGCAUGUACGUUAACUCUCAGUUGGAUGGCAAAGGGUUGCACAUGGUUUUCUCUGUGAUUUUCACUGAUGGAGAAUUCAAAGGAAGUAGUUUGGAAAUUCAAGGGGCUGAUAUUUUUUCAAUGAAGGAUCGAGAAUUUGGAAUUGUAUCGGGGACGGGUUAUUUUCGGUUUGUGAAGGGGUAUGGGAUCAUGGAGACCGAGUUCAUGGACAUUGCUAAUCUUAGAGCUGUUCUUAAGCUCAAUGUAACAGUCAAGGAUUUCUAG
Molecule: messenger RNA, 462 nt
Organism: Corylus avellana
Lineage: Eukaryota; Viridiplantae; Streptophyta; Magnoliopsida; Fagales; Betulaceae
Source: RefSeq, a predicted model, not a curated record